Silurus meridionalis is the source of this 1417-nucleotide messenger RNA. RefSeq names its product leukocyte immunoglobulin-like receptor subfamily B member 2. Gene Ontology annotation, molecular function: transmembrane signaling receptor activity. The record is from RefSeq and is a predicted model, not a curated record. Gene Ontology annotation, biological process: cell surface receptor signaling pathway. NCBI's taxonomy places the organism in Eukaryota, Metazoa, Chordata, Actinopteri, Siluriformes, Siluridae. Bases 1 to 1248 code for a protein of 415 amino acids. The transcript has 8 exons.
AUGCAGAACGUUAAACCACCUAAACUCAAACCGACUAUCAGAGUGACUCCUCAGAGCUCCAUCUACACUGGAGACACCAUCACUCUGAGCUGUGAGCUGCAGGAGACGACUGGAUGGAGGUUUUUCUAUUAUAAUCAGUGGUUUCAGCUUCUGAAUAGAAAAAAAGCAAAGUCAUUUAAAGUGACAGUCAAUAAUGCAGGAGAAACAGAGUACCGGUGUCGUGCACUCAAAAGAAACUACUUCAACUACCAUGACUACUACACAGAGUUCAGUGAACCUGUUAAUGUUACAGUAAAAGGAGGGAGACCACAUCCAGUACUGAGUGUAUCUCCACAGAACUGGCUGACUGAAGGAGACUCAGUGACUCUAAGCUGUGAGGUUACAAACUCCUCUACAGACUGGACAUUCAGCUGGUACACAGUUCUUCUUUUAGACAGCAGCAGAGGAUCUGGAGGCUCCUACACUCUCAGUCCUUCUGCUCUUCAUCACACAGGAGUUUAUGUGUGUAGAGGAGAGAGAGGAGAACCAGUCAGUCACAUACUGUACAGCAAACCACAGCCUCUAUGGAUCUCUGGUGAAUCUCCUCCAGUGUCUCUGAUCAUCAGUCCCAGCAGAACUCAACACUUUACUCUUGACUCUCUCUCACUGAGCUGUGAGGACCAGAGUAACUCUACUGGAUGGACAUUGAGACAAUACACAGACAGUGAAAGAGUGUUAGAUUGUUCACAGUGGGGCUCAGUUACAAUAUCUACAUGUAAAUUCAGCCUCCUCUACACAUUCUACACUGGAGUUUACUGGUGUGAGUCUGAAUCUGGAGAAAACAGUAAUCCUGUCAACAUCACAGUUCAUGAUGGUAAUGUGAUUCUGGAGAGUCCUGUCCAUCCUGUGACUGAGGGACAUCCUCUGACUCUACACUGUUUAUAUCAUAACACGAAUCCCUCAAACUUUCGAGCUGAUUUCUAUAAAGAUGGAUCAGUCGUCCAGAACCAGACUACAGGAGAGAUGAUCAUCCAUAAAGUCUCAAAGUCAGAUGAAGGUUUCUACCACUGUAAACACCCAGAGAGAGGAGAGUCACUGAGAAGCUGGAUCUCAGUCAGACAAGCUCCAUUCUCAGUGCUCAUGCUGAUCAGUAGUGUAGUGACGGCAUCUCCAUAUCUGCUGAUCACCAUCAUUCUGCUGGUCAAAUGUUACAGAGCUCGAGCUCACACUGAUGAAGACAGAAUUGAGAAUGCAGUCAUAGAGGAGUGAACAAAGUUUAUUUACAAAAAGAGGAUGCAUUUACUGUCAAAUCAGCAUUUUAUUAUUGCUUAUUGCUUUGUGUGGAUUUUAAAAUAAUACAGAAAUGUUAUUUUAAUGUUAUGCUGUUAUUUGUUCUGCAUUUUAUAGCAUCCUCAUUGUUCUGACUGGAUUUGUUUAG